GUUCCCAGGGGACGUUUGUUCGCCGGGUUUCCUAUGCACAAACAAAACUUUCCUGCCAUCCUGGGCAAUAUUGGGUUCUGGAGUGCUUUGACAACCCCCUGAAAUAUUGACAUUUCUUAGUUUUUCACCAAGAGGGAAAUAAAGUGUUCUUGGCAGGAUGUACAGCUUCAUGGGUGGUGGGUUGUUCUGCGCUGGAGUCGGGAACAUUCUCCUCAUCAUCUCCACAGCAACUGAUUACUGGAUGCAGUAUCGUCACUCCAACAACUAUAUGCAUCAGGGCUUAUGGCGAUACUGUGUGCCAGGGAAAUGCAUGACACACACAGAUAGCAUUGCGUACUGGGACGCCACCCGUGCCUUUAUGAUCCUCUCCCUGCUGGCCUGUUUCAUUGGUAUCGUGAUCGGAGUCAUGGCCUUCAUCCAUUACUCCUCCUUCGAUGGGUUUGACAAGACGUUUGCUGCCGGCAUCCUCUUCUUCAUUUCCUGUUUCUUUGUACUGCUGGCGAUGGCUGUGUACACUGGGGUGACGGUAAACUAUUAUGGGAAACGAUAUGGGAACUGGCGCUUCUCCUGGUCCUACAUCAUGGGUUGGGUGGCCGUGGUCCUCACCUUUUUCUCAGGUAUCUUCUACAUGUGUGCCUACCGGAUGCAUGAAUGCCCUAGAAACUCCAACUCCCGCUGAUCUGACAAAACACACACACUCACACAUUCAUCAAGAACGACAAUGAUGAAGUCUUAUUCCUGUUACCUCGCUUUUCAGAUCUACCUACGUCAUUUCCUGUUUACCUGACAGCUAUUGAAUAAGCAAAAUAAAAAGGGUAAAAC
Messenger RNA from Esox lucius (northern pike), 822 nucleotides. It is a transcript of the gene lim2.3, whose product is annotated as lens intrinsic membrane protein 2.3. The coding region runs from base 158 to 679 and encodes 173 amino acids. NCBI's taxonomy places the organism in Eukaryota, Metazoa, Chordata, Actinopteri, Esociformes, Esocidae. The transcript is spliced from 5 exons. Gene Ontology annotation, cellular component: plasma membrane. Gene Ontology annotation, molecular function: structural constituent of eye lens. The record is from RefSeq and is a predicted model, not a curated record.